Molecule: messenger RNA, 3692 nt
Organism: Gigantopelta aegis
Lineage: Eukaryota; Metazoa; Mollusca; Gastropoda; Neomphalida; Peltospiridae
Exons: 7
Coding region: 72-3194 (1040 amino acids)
Biological process (GO): mRNA destabilization
Cellular component (GO): cytoplasm
Molecular function (GO): mRNA binding
Source: RefSeq, a predicted model, not a curated record
AUGCAAAUCGUUUCAGUGUGACGUCACCUGGUAUUUUGUACGAUGGUUAACAACUCCAAAUAUUUUUUUUUAUGCAAACCGUGAAAUUAAUAUUUGUACAUGUGUUCAUGUGCCUGAUUCAGUGCUUAAAAGUCAUCUACAAUCACGCUCUGAUGUCUUUUUUGCGCACAUUCCACGGACGCGGACGGCGAGCCCGAUUCGAGGCUGGUGACCCCCCAGCGUUUUCAACGACAACAGACGAUUGCAUUGGAAAUCCGAAAGGAUUCGACAAUCGUCACGUUGGCGGUCGUCGUCACCCUCGCAAAUACUGGAGGCAGGGACUCGGACUAUCGUCUGCUCAGGACGAGGAACCGCGACAAUACGUUGAGCCGGACCAUCAAAAGUCGAGGAAUCAGACGUGUGCUGAACAGAUUGUUACGUCUGCUGAACACACUGUGUCGUCUGCUGAACGGAAAUGUAAAUCUGCUGAACAGAAUGUGUCGUCUGCUGAACGAAAAUUGACGUCUGUGGAAUGGAAAUUGACGUCUGUUGAACCGAAUGUGUCGUCUGCUAUCCGAAAUGUGUCGUCUCCUGAACGGAAAUUGACGCCUGCUGAACAGAAAUUGACGUCUGCUGAAUGGAAUUUGACGUCUACUAAACAUGUGUCGUCUGCUGAACGGAAUUAUGGCCUCAACGAAAAUAUGAUGCCUGCUGAAUAUAACUGUGAUAACUCGGCGAAACCGGUGCCUACAGGGAAGAAUGGCUUUAAUCAAAGGAAUCAAAUACAUCCUAGAAGCUGUUAUCAUAACUUGAAGAAUAGGAUAUAUUCUAGACAAAAUUAUUACCACACAGAUAAUAAUGCCUUAUCUUAUAUACAUGAUGAUUACAAACCUGAGAUCAUGAUAUUCACUGGCAACCAAAUUAAUACAAUACAUCCUAAACAUAACUGUCAUGAUUCAGAGAACAUUAUGCUUUCCAGACCACAUCUGGAUCAGCCAAAUUCCACAAAAGCUGUUAAACAGAUUAGCCAACACAUAGGGAAUCUAAUGUCUCUUAUACAGGAGUAUGAUGACUCGAGAAAUAUUUUACCAAAAGAAUGGAAAUAUGAUCGCUCGGAGAACAUGACUGUUACUGAUACUGGAGGCAGUAUUGUCGAGAAUGAACAGCUGGGUGGGACUGCCACUGUUGGUGGACCUGCCCAUCAGUUCAUGGCCACAGUGGCAACAGAAGACCAGAAAGGUUGCAGACGACGAGUAAUGCUGGUGCCAAGGAGGCCACGAAGUGCAAUGAAUUCGAGUUCGGCGUCGGCUGACAACCAGGGCAAGCGAGUCAACCAGAACAACCAGGAAGAGGAAAACCAGGACAACCAGAAAGAAACCGAACACAACCAGGGUCAGCAGCUACAGUACAACCAGGAACAAAACGAACAGUACAACCUGGAACAACAGGAACAGCAAAACCAGGAACAAAACGAAAAGAGCCAGGUGCAAAUCGAACAGUACAACCAGGAACAAAACGAAGAGCACAACCAGGAAAGAAACGGAAAUAACCAGGAACAAAACGAAGAACAGAACCAGGAACAAAACGUAGAGCACAACCAGGAAAAAAACGAAGAGCACAACCAGGAACAAAACGACAACAACCAGGAACAAAAUGAAGAGCACAACCAGGAACAAAACGACAACAACCAGGAACAAAAUGAAGAGCACAACCAGGAACAAAACGAAAACAACCAGGAACAAAAUGAACAGCAAAACCAGGGGCAGCAGCAGCUGAAACAGAAGCAGCAGCAGCUUCAGAACAUUGACCAGGACUAUGAUGACGACAACACGACACCUUUCAACAACCAGCACAAUGGUAACAUCGGAUGCGGCGAUGCGACAAGUCCAUUUUAUUCUCAUUAUCGCAAACACGUCAAGGCGAAAAGGCACUACAAUUCUCCCAACAAUUCUGCCUCUGGUGGCGAUGUGAUUAUUAACAAUCCAUUUAUGGACAAGCAGAAGACGUCCAGAUCCGGCGCGUUGAACCCCAAGACAUUUAACCUGAACACGAAGGGCGCGCGCUUCUUCGUUAUAAAGAGCUUCUCCGAGGUGGAGAUUCGGUCGUCCAUACAUCACGGCACCUGGAGUAGCACUAGGUGCGGCAAUAGACGACUGGAUCUGGCAAUCCACGAGCGUCAAGGCAAAGGUCCAGUCAUCCUCUUCUUUGUCGUCUGCGAAAGCGGCUGUUUCAGCGGCGUGGCCCAGAUGGUAUCAGCGGUGGGCUACGAGGACGGCGGCGCGACAGACGAGGGGAGGGAGGCAGCGGGCAGCUUCAAGGUCAGGUGGAUCUACGUGAAGGACGUCCCCAGCAGCAAGUUCUGCCACAUCAGGCUGGCGACCAGUGAGAACGUUUCUGUGGUCGACACCAGGGAUGCCCAGGAGGUCCCGCCAGCCAAGGGCAAGCAGAUGCUGAAUAUCAUACACGCCUUCCAGCACAGGUCAUCCGUUCUGGAUGAGAACGUCCAAUCUGGAAACCCACAGGGGCUACAGGAGCGGCCCUCUGUGACGAGCGGCGGUAAUGGGGAGGGUGUCGACAGCUCUGUCGACGCUGUACAAGACAAAAUGGCCGAACUGGAGAAGGAGAUUGAUACAUUUUGCGAGAAAACAAUCGACUUGAAUACUCUGUACAGAAAGCGAGAAAUGGAGGAACAUGUCAUGUGGAUUGCUGAAGUUUACGGGAGUUUACUGGACGGAAUCAGCGAGGCGGAUAUACCAUACGACAUACGAUAUGGAUUUCACAAUAAUUGUAAACACUAUUACAACGGGCAGACCGACUUGGAUGAUGAGUACGCCCAGAAGCAACGAAAGCUGAAGUUGUCUCGAAUAUUUGGCAGUUUUCUUAAAGGACUCCAUCACCUGAUACCCGGCGACAGUCUGACAAAACUUCAGAACGAGGUCACCAAAGUCUUCGAAAUGAAUGUAGCGCUCGAUAUUCUUUGUAAAAAGGAACGGCAGCAAGCCGAUGCCAAAGCGUUUGGUUCUGGUGACGAGAACCACCUGAAGGUGCUGAAGGUCAAGGUUCUGCUACUGGAGGGGCAGGUCACCAAACUACGUAAGCAGAACUGGGUUCUUCGUCGUCGCUGCAACAAACGAAAUCAGCACUCGCAUGACCAAGACAUCCGGACACUUUCAAAUGGAAAGCACGCAACACAACUGGAUUCUCGGUUAAACUGAAGGUGACCCCGGGUCGUAGGUCAAGGUCAUGCUGUGUCGGAUAAACCACCACAAAGAGAACAUGCGCAAAUAUAGUUUAGAUGAUGGACGAUGCAUCCUCCGCUAGAAUGCCUGACAUGUUGAAAAUAAUAUUUAUGACAUAAAAUAUGUGGCUGAAAUCUAGACACACACACAAAGAAAAAAUAAAUAACAAUAAUAAAAAAAAUAAUAAUAAUAAAAAACAGAAGAAAAAGAAAGGUGUUUCAAGCAACAUAUGGGUGUUCGUCUUUUUUUUUUCAUUUUAAGCUAUUUUUUUUUUUACUACAUUUUAUUCGUUCACGUGCAUAUUAAUUUUCUUUUUUUUAUUUCUUCUUUCAAUUCGAAAAAAUAAUAAAAAAUAAUAAUAAACUGAAAGAAAUUAGGGUCAUCCCAGUUUUACUAGGCAGGAUCUGAUUGCAGAAAACAUAUUUUCAGGCCUUGUUACGCAAACGAGUAUAGGCCUACUUAUAAUGCAUUUCU